Messenger RNA from Schistocerca piceifrons (Central American locust), 1569 nucleotides. RefSeq names its product protein PELPK1-like. The transcript has a single exon. NCBI's taxonomy places the organism in Eukaryota, Metazoa, Arthropoda, Insecta, Orthoptera, Acrididae. The record is from RefSeq and is a predicted model, not a curated record. Bases 1 to 1569 code for a protein of 522 amino acids.
AUGUCCUUCAUUUCGUCUCGUGCACGAGCUCUGCGUCAGCGAUUUGGAUCUUCACAGCCGUCUCUCACGGACAACUGGGACACCGGAUGCAAUCAGGAGUACAUCGACGAUGAUCCACGAGUUCCAUCGCCCGAUAUCGGUGGAUCAAUGCUGUCACUACUAAACGAACCAGAGGCUACAUGGCAAGAAGGAGAGGAAAAAUCACCGGUUUUCCGAGCACAACGGUCAAAAUCUCUCGACUCUCUCACUGCUAUUUCAGUUGCUCCAUUAAGUCCUCCUGCUAACUUACAACUACGUUCAGAGGUAUUUGCAGCCACUUCACCUUCAUCAAAAAUACCACGUCCGCAGCCACCAAAACUCAUGGAACCAUCUGUUCCAGCUUUCUCUGGACCUUUAAUCCAUGAUUUCCCCGAGUCGCUGUCUCCAGGUUCCAUUAUCCCAAGAAUUCCCGGGCCUCCUCCAUCACCUCAAAAAUCACCAUCGACACUUUCAGCUCCAACUACUCCUCGAUAUGGUGAACCGUACUCUCCAUUAACACCGAAAUUUCCUGAAGCCCCAGUUAUUCCAAAAAUACCUGGUCCUCCUCCAUCUCCUAAAGUUUCCAGACCGUCGACUCCUAAAGCAAAAGAACCACCUUCCCCAAAAUUUUCUGAAGCUUCUAUAAUUCCAAAGAUUCCAGGCCCACCUGUUUCACCCAAACACUCCCGUCCGACUACUCCAAAACAGAACGAAGGGAUACUGGUGGACACUUCUAAACCUUCAGUACUGCAGCUGUCACAGAGUCAUUCUCGCCCAGCAUCACCACUCUUGAACGAGUUGUCUACGAAAGAAAUAACAAAGAGUCCAAAAUUAAGAGAUCCACCAGCUUCACCGAGAUCACCACAAAGAAGCGUGAAAAAGCCACCGGAUGAAUCAGUGCCAAUUGAUGAAGAACUUAACAUAGCCAUUCCGCCUACAGUAGCUGAGCAUCCGCAGCCACCAAAUCAGCUGUCUGUCGUAUGUGACAUAUAUGAGUCACCCAAGAGUUCUCCAGUUCGUAAGCCUUCAGUGAAACGACCACUCCAGCGGUGUUUGACUCUUCCGACAAAAGAGCGCGAUGACUCAGAGUCGCUCCUAGCAACAAUGCCAGAAAAAAUUGUAGAAGAUCCUGGUAAGAUACCAGAAAGUGAGUCCUUCGACCAAGAGGAGAACAGAGACACAGUUGCUGAUGGUUGUCUGCCAACACGACCGACCCUGUUCGACCUGCGACCGCGACCGAAGUUAAAGACCCAAUGGUCGAUGGACGACAGCCGGUCAAACAGAGUACCUGCAGGCGUCCCCUCAAUGAAGCCAGCGGAGAAGCGCAGGCGAUUUUUCAUGCGUAAGCAGACCAACUCUGCUCCUGACUCUUUCGAGGGUCCCGGCCAUCUCAGUAUUAAACCGAAAGAGCAUCACUCAGUCAGCUUCUGUUUGGGCAGCGUGAGGAAGUGUAGAGGAUCUGACAGCUCCAUACAGCCGCCUACACUUCCAACAAUAAGUAAGUACGCUUUACAGUCUCUAUCCGAUAUUAAUACUGCGUUUGUCCAGUGA